AUGCCUAUUUGUAUAGAGUGCCGAUAUCCUGUCAAAACUCUAUGGACUCAGUAUUCCGGGGCCGAUGACAAGUCGAAUGGGCACUUGAUCCGUCUUACAGUCUGUCGAAAAUGUGGCAAUUUUUGCGAUAAAUACGUAGAGCAUGACUUUGUCGUGCUCUUCAUUGAUUUAGUCCUCAUCAAACCUCAGGUAUAUCGCCAUCUACUACACAAUACUUUAAUGCGAGAUGGCGAUCGCUUCGACCCUUCUAUCAUUCGCCUGGGCGUUCUGCUGCUUCUAUUUGAUGUCUACUUGACAUGGGCGCGUAUAGAGAAACAAACCAUCCCUUCGCCAACUCCUGGAGAGAGCAAAUUAGGACCACUCGCUGAACAGCCGAUUGUGAUUCAGUACAUGUUCUUUCUGAUCCUCUGUGCUUUGUCAACCUUCGCUUUCCAUCUAAGCAUCCGCUUCCUUACCUCAUCCGUCUUCUCGCCGCUUAACAUGACGAAGCUAAUGCCACGGUAUUCUCGACCAAAUUCGGUUUCAACAGCCUUACUUGUUUCUUCCUCGACCAAAUUAUUUCCAAUCUUAAUGGUCAUCUGGGAAUAUGAUGUGCCCGCUGCUGCCAGAUCCCUUGGCUGGGCCGUCGUGGCAAACAAUGUGGAGGCUCUCCGCAUUCUACUCGAUUGCAAAUACUAUGUUGCCUGCUUCUUAGCGAUUGCCGGCGCGUCUGUACGAUGGGCUGUGGGCCAGUUGAUAUUAAUCUCGGCUGGACUUGGUGAUGUAGACUCCAUUGGUGAUAGCAGCGUAGCUGCAGACGGCAAAGCUCUUUGGGCCCUUGUGAAGUACGCCAGGGACUGGGCCGGGCGUUUAGUCGUAGGAUAGUGCGAUUCUGACAACCAAAGCUUCCAAUAUGCAUUAACAGCGCCAUGACUGCCUAUAUCAUGUUGUUAUUACACGGUGAUACCGUAAAUAUAUCGGCCCCGUCACACAAUUUAACAUACACAUGACCCAGGCCAGUCUCAACCCAUGCCGAUAUCUCCAUACCCUAUCGAUCAAUAAUGGCGUGAAGGUAAGAAGAGGAACACCCAGAAAGAAGCCUGGUACAAUACAAGAUGCCAUGAAUGAAAUAGAACCCCUAACGCCAGUCUGUCGCACAUGUUUGAAGUCGCGCUCGCCCGAACUGGAAAUCAGCUUCUAGAUAGUAUGCCCUAGAAACUCCUCUCGUAGGUCGCUUCGUUUUGGUGCAAUCAACGGGUGAAGUUGCGCGAGGAAGGUGAUAAGCCACAUUAGAUAGCAGCUGACGAUAGCGAGAAUAAGAGAUGAUCGCCAUAAG
This is a messenger RNA of Trichoderma atroviride IMI 206040, 1315 nucleotides long. RefSeq lists its product as uncharacterized. Gene Ontology annotation, biological process: intracellular sterol transport; regulation of plasma membrane sterol distribution; sphingolipid metabolic process. Gene Ontology annotation, cellular component: Golgi apparatus; cortical endoplasmic reticulum. The record is from RefSeq and is a predicted model, not a curated record. NCBI's taxonomy places the organism in Eukaryota, Fungi, Ascomycota, Sordariomycetes, Hypocreales, Hypocreaceae.